AGUCAAUGCUGUUCUUCGUGACUUGUGGUGAAUGUGUUUAUGGUUGCCAAAAGAGACAGUAUUGUUGUCCAAAAUGGCAAACUUUGAGUUUUCGGCUACGAGAAAAGUCUUCAUAUAGGUUACAUAAAACUAUAAAAGCAGAGCAAAGUCAACCCAAGUUUGUAAAAACUGGGAAAGGUUUCCAAACUACUGUCGUCAAAGGGAAGGAACAACGAAACGGAUGGAAGGAGGAGGAAGAACAGACAAAUAAUUAUUUUGAACCGGGAAGUAAAGAUAACUUACACAACUCUGGAAGUUUGCCACCCAUAGUUUCAGACCGGAUGGGUAAACGUAUGCUAUAUGCCUCAAGUGUUCCUUUUAUGCUUUUCAUUGUAUUCUUUGCUUCUGUAUUUGUGGCUAAACUUCAGUUCGAUAUUACGGUCAUUCCGUCUCUAGUAGCUUAUAGUUCGUUGUUACUGAUCUUGGCUACCAUGGCAGCCUUGAGUUAUGGGAUAUUUUCUGCUUCUUGGGAUGUGGAACAGGAAGGAAGUUUUUGGGGUUGGAAUGAGUUCCGAGUAAACGUUGGUCGUACGUUGGAAGGUUUUAAGUCAAACUCUAGAGGAAAAAAAUAGUAAGGGAACUGUUAUGGAUACAGUAAUAGA
Galdieria sulphuraria is the source of this 641-nucleotide messenger RNA. RefSeq lists its product as uncharacterized. NCBI's taxonomy places the organism in Eukaryota, Rhodophyta, Bangiophyceae, Galdieriales, Galdieriaceae. Bases 6 to 611 code for a protein of 201 amino acids. The transcript has a single exon. The record is from RefSeq and is a predicted model, not a curated record.